AUUUAUAAAUAUCAAUAUACGUCCCAGCUGUCAAAACUACUGUUGUUGAUUAUAAAAUAAAUAAAUGAAAAUAAUUUUAUCGAUGUUAAGAAAAUAAAGUUUUAUAAAAAUAUAAAAUACUUUAUUACAUAGUAUUUUUAUCAGAGAGUUUUAGAUUUAUCACAGUAAUGGAUUUAGCUAAGUCGUUGUUUAAUGUUAGGGAUCACGAAGGUUAUGUUGGAAAAGAAGAUCACAAUAAAAAACUUGAAACACUUGGGUCUGAAGAUGAGUACGACGGAGAUUUUAAUGAAUCGAGCGAAGACCUGAUAUCUCCAGUACCAGGAGGCCCGUUUUCAGCUCUGACACCGUCCAUGUGGCCGCAAGAUAUCCUAGCAAAGCUCAACCAGCCAGAAGACCCAAAUUCUCAGCCCGACUACAGGUUCGACGAGUUUGGCUUUCGAGUAGAGGAAGAAGACGGCCCAGAACAGAAUUCCAAAAAACUCCUGGGAGUGCCAUUCGUCGAGGACCCACAGCACAGACAGCAGUGGCUGACCCUAAUGGAGUUCAGUCGUUCCCAAGAAAUCCCAGAAACUCUGUGGCACCGUACAGACCAGCGUCUGCCCAGAACUGACAAGCUGAGAGAGAUGGUAAGACGUGGAAUUCCUCACUCGCUUCGUCCGAGAAUCUGGAUGAGGAUGUCCGGAGCUCUGCAUAAAAAAAUAUCCUCAGACAUGAGCUACAAGGACAUCGUAAAGGCGUCGAGCAGCGACGCGCUGAUGACCAGCAAACAAAUAGAGAAAGAUUUACUGAGAACUAUGCCAGCGAAUGCCUGCUUUAGCAAUUUACACAGCACGGGAAUCCCAAGACUGAGGCGAGUAAUGCGAGGCUUGGCUUGGCUCUACCCGGACAUUGGCUACUGCCAAGGAACAGGAACCAUGGCUGCGUCUCUGCUGCUGCUCCUGGAAGAAGAGGACGCGUUUUGGAUGAUGGCUACCAUUGUCGAAGACUUGCUACCUGCUUCUUAUUAUUCUUCUACACUUUUGGGGGUUCAAGCAGACCAAAGAGUCCUGAGGACACUUAUCGCUAAUUAUUUACCUGACAUUGAUCAUGUUUUGUCGCAGCAUGAUAUAGAAUUAAGCUUGAUCUCGCUUCACUGGUUCUUAACUCUCUUUGCUUCAGUUGUCCACAUGAAAAUUCUGCUGAGAAUCUGGGACUUGUUUUUAUUCGACGGCUCGAUAGUUUUAUUUCAGGUGACCUUCGGCAUGCUGAAAAUUCGAGAGUCGGAGCUUAAAUUGCUAGAAAAUUCAGCGCAAAUUUUCAACGCGCUGUCUGACAUUCCAGGAGACAUUGAUGAUGUAGACCAAUUAUUUGAAGUUGCACUGGAGGUCAGUGGAUCUUUGACAGAUGUCCUUAUUGAGACUCACAGGCGACGGCAUCUAGCCUACCUAAUGGCUGACCAGGGUGGUCUGGUUGGUAAUCCAGACGCAGUACCAAAUUUACCGAAGCAACACCUCAAUAAGCGGCAAAUGAAACGCAACAAGUCAGUCCUCCAGACAUUUUUAUUCGGCAGCGACGACAGUGAAGAGGAUGCUAAGUCUAAAAAUAUAAGACAGACGGAAAUUCUCGUUGAUUUAAGAGAAACUAUUUUACAAUUAGCAAGACACUUUAUAAAUGUUGAUCCUAAAUUGACUAAUGUGUCUUUAAUUGCUGACUACACCAUGGAGAGCCAUUCGAAGGACCAUGAUAAUUAUGUCAAUGUCUCGCGGACUCGCAACAGAAGAGCUAAAGCGUUGCUGGACUUUGAAAGACACGAUGAUGAUGAAUUAGGAUUUAGAAAAAAUGAUAUCAUAACUAUUAUUAGUCAGAAGGAUGAACAUUGCUGGGUUGGUGAAUUGAAUGGACUUCGCGGCUGGUUUCCGGCUAAGUUUGUUGAGCUGUUGGAUGAGAGGAGCAAACAGUACACGUGCGCUGGAGAUGAUGCUGUUAGUGAGGCAGUUACUGAUCUUGUUAGAGGAAGUCUCUGUCCGGCUGUUAAGGCUUUUCUUGAACACGGGAUGCGCCGGCCGUCUUUCCUUGGGGGCUCUUGUCAUCCCUGGCUGUUUAUUGAAGAAGCUUCGACUCGGGAAGUUGAAAAAGAUUUCAAUUCUGUCUACAGCAGGCUUGUUCUUUGCAAGACGUACAGGCUUGAUGAGGACGGCAAGGUUCUUACGCCUGAAGAGUUACUUUAUCGCUGCGUCCAGGCUGUUAAUUUAACCCACGAUAACGCUCAUGCACAAAUGGAUGUUAAACUCCGAUCGCUAAUUUGUUUGGGAUUAAAUGAACAAGUUUUGCAUUUAUGGCUUGAGGUUUUGUGCUCUUGUGUUGAAAUUGUGCAAAAGUGGUAUCAACCAUGGAGUUACAUUAAUAGUCCAGGCUGGGUUCAAGUAAAAUGCGAAUUAAGAAUUCUUAGUCAAUUUGCAUUUAAUUUAAAUCCUGACUGGGAAUUACCAAGAAAAAAAGAACAAUCACAACCCUUAAAGGAUGGUGUUCGCGAUAUGCUUGUUAAACACCACCUUUUUUCUUGGGAUCUGUGAGUUAUUAUUUAUUUUUUUCUGGAAAUUUAUCUUAAUCACAGUUUAUUUAUUCAUCAUUUUGUUCUCAUAAUUUAAUUAAAUAUUGUGAAUUAAUUAACGAGAUAUUUGAGUACCUGCAAGAGCACACGCAUCCAUAACUAUGAUAAUAAAUCCUAAUAAGGAUUUUUUUAAUAAGAUUUUUAUUUAAUAAACCAAAGAUAGAACAGAUUAACUUAAUAGAUCAAUAUUUUAUUAGAUAAUUUUUUCCGUCCUUUUAUCAGAUUUAUAAAACUAUAAAAUUGUUCACCAAUAAUAA
This is a messenger RNA of Cotesia glomerata, 2847 nucleotides long. Its product is annotated as small G protein signaling modulator 3 homolog. The record is from RefSeq and is a predicted model, not a curated record. Gene Ontology annotation, molecular function: protein binding. The transcript is spliced from 5 exons. Bases 168 to 2552 code for a protein of 794 amino acids. NCBI's taxonomy places the organism in Eukaryota, Metazoa, Arthropoda, Insecta, Hymenoptera, Braconidae.